Erinaceus europaeus (western European hedgehog) is the source of this 8069-nucleotide messenger RNA. RefSeq names its product collagen type XIX alpha 1 chain (gene COL19A1). Lineage: Eukaryota; Metazoa; Chordata; Mammalia; Eulipotyphla; Erinaceidae. The record is from RefSeq and is a predicted model, not a curated record. The transcript is spliced from 43 exons. Bases 145 to 3192 code for a protein of 1015 amino acids.
GCGGCGCCACACCACCCGACUCAGGCACCGCAGGGUCCCGGAGAAGUUUGUUGGCCCGGAACCAAGCACGCCGCCGGCCGCGUUAGCUCAGUCAGAGCCGGCGGGCAUAUCUGUGUCUACUUGUUCACAUGGUUUCAAGGCACAAUGGAGUUCACUGCCUCUUGGAAACUUUGGCUCUGGGUGGCAAUGCUCCUGCUUCCUGCUUCCACUUCCGUAACCGUAAGGGACAAAUCAGGAAAACAAUGUCCUCUUCUGAGACAAGAUGGUCAUUACUUGACACAAGACAACAGAGAUAAACUUGAAAUUUCAGGUUUUGACCUAGGAGAAAGCUUUGCUCUUAGACAUGUGCUUUGUGAAGGUGAUAAAACCUGUUUCAAAUUGGGAAGUGCACUUCUUAUUAGAGAUACCAUUAAGAUAUUUCCUAAAGGUCUUCCUGAAGAGUAUUCCAUAACAGCCAUGUUUCGUGUACGGAGAAGUACAAAGAAGGAACGGUGGUUUUUGUGGCAGUUUAUAAACCAGCAGAAUAUGGCACAGAUUUCUAUAGUAGUUGAUGGAGGAAAGAAGGUGGUGGAAUUUAUAUUCCGAGCUGCUGAAGGAGAUGUGCUGAGCUACGUUUUUAAAAACCGAGAACUCCGUCCUUUGUUUGAUCGUCAGUGGCAUAAACUUGGUAUUGGUAUACAACCCCGGGGCAUUUCACUGUACAUGGAUUGUAACUUAAUUGCAAGCCGUCAUACUGACGAAAAGGAUGCUCUGGACUUCCAUGGGAGGACUAUUAUUGCAGCACGAGCUUCAGAUGGCAAACCUGUGGAUAUUGAACUUCGCCAGCUUAAAAUCUACUGUAACUCAUACUCAAUAAUGCAAGAGACAUGUUGUGAAAUAUCAGAUACUAAGUGCCCAGAGCAGGAUAACAUUGGAAGUAGUGUGACAUCAUCUGUACCUGCCCAUUCUAGUAAACUGCCUGUAUAUCUGCCAACAAAGCAGGAAUUUAAAGACCAGUGUCCCUGCAUCUCACACAAGGGAGAAGCAGGAUUGCUAGGAACUCCAGGUUCACCUGAUCAGAAGGGGAGUAAAGGAGAACUGGGUGAAAAUGGUCUACAUGGAGUUCCAGGCUUACCUGGUCCAAAGGGAGAGCAAGGUCUUGAAGGUGACAAAGGAGAAAUUGGUGAAAAGGGUGAGCAAGGAGAAAAAGGAGAUCCAGGUCUGGCUGGCAUUAAUGGACAAGAUGGUUUGAAAGGCGAUGUGGGUCUUCGUGGUCUACCUGGCCCAAAAGGAGAAAAGGGAGACAUAGGACCUCCUGGACCACCAUCCCUAAUUUAUUCUCAGAGGAUGCAAGGCCCCCAAGGUCCACCAGGAAAAGAAGGUCAGAGGGGAAGACGAGGAAAACCAGGUCCUCCAGGAAAACCAGGACCUCCAGGACCACCUGGGCCACCUGGAGUACAAGGAGUGCAACAGACACUUGGUGGCUAUUUUAACAAGGGUGAGACUGGACAACCAGGAUUUCCAGGAUCUGUUGGUCCUAAAGGUGAAAAAGGAGAAUCUGGGGAACCUUUUACAAAAGGUGAAAAGGGAGAUAUAGGAGAACCUGGGAUAAUUGGACCCCAGGGAAUAAAGGGUGAACCUGGAGAUCCUGGUCCCCCUGGAUUAAUAGGAAGCCCAGGAUUAAAGGGUCAGGAAGGACCUGAGGGACCUAUGGGGCCUAGAGGACCACCUGGAGAUGUCGGAUUUCCAGGAGAGCAUGGCAUUCCAGGAAAACAAGGCAUUAAAGGAGAAAAGGGAGAGUCAGGUGGGAUUAUAGGCCCUCCUGGACUUCCGGGUCCUAAAGGUGAAGCUGGCCCUCCUGGGAAAAGCCUGCCAGGGGAUCCAGGAUUAGAUGGAAAUCCUGGAAUACCUGGUCCACGUGGGCCAAAGGGUGAAAGAGGACUGCCAGGUGUCCAUGGUUCCCCAGGUGACACAGGUCCACCAGGGGUGGGAAUUCCUGGCAGAGUAGGCUCUCAAGGACCAGUUGGAGAACCAGGUAUUCAGGGUCCUCGAGGCCUCCCUGGGUUUCCAGGAACUCCAGGAACCCCAGGGAAUGAUGGAAAUCCAGGGAGGGAUGGAAAGCCAGGUUUGCCAGGCCCCCCAGGUGACCCGAUUGCACUUCCGCUCUUGGGAGACAUUGGUGCCUUGUUCAAGAACUUCUGUGGCAACUGCCAAGCCAGUGUCCCUGGGCUGAAAACCAACAAAGGAGAAGAAGGAGGCACUGGAGAGCCUGGAAAGUAUGAUUCUAUAGCCCAGAAGGGUGAUACAGGACCACGAGGUCUUCCAGGAAUACCCGGCAGAGAAGGCCCAAAGGGAAUCAAAGGAGAACGGGGCUACCCUGGGAUACCUGGAGAGAAAGGUGAUGAGGGAGACCGAGGUCCAGCAGGUGACCCAGGAAUAGCCGGAAUAUCAGGAAAGCCUGGAGCCCAAGGACCUCCAGGAGUUCCAGGGGAACCUGGUGAGAGAGGACCUGUUGGAGAUAUAGGCUUCCCUGGGCCAGAAGGACCUUCAGGAAAACCAGGAAUAAAUGGAAAAGAUGGCUUACCAGGUGCUCAGGGCAUCAUGGGUAAGCCUGGAGAUAGAGGACCCAAAGGAGAACGUGGUGAUCAAGGAAUUCCAGGAGACAGAGGCCCACAAGGUGAACAAGGAAAACCAGGGCUUCCAGGGACUAAAGGGGCCAUAGGUCCUAUGGGGCCACAAGGAAACAAGGGCUCUGUGGGUUCCCCCGGACACCAAGGUCCUCCAGGCAAACCAGGCAUCCCUGGCACUACGGCUGAUGCAGUUUCAUUUGAAGAAAUAAAGAAGUACAUUAACCAAGAAGUUCUACGAAUUUUUGAAGAGAGGAUGGCUGUGUUCCUAUCUCAACUCAAGCUGCCAGCAGCAAUGUUGGCUGCUCAAGCUCAUGGAAGACCUGGUCCACCAGGAAAGGAUGGUUUACCUGGGCCACCAGGAGACCCUGGACCCCAAGGCUACCGAGGACAGAAAGGAGAAAGAGGGGAACCUGGAAUUGGACUUCCUGGGAGUCCAGGUCUUCCUGGGACUUCAGCUUCAGGUUUGCCAGGCGCACCAGGUACCCCAGGGCCUCAGGGCCCCCCAGGACCUAGUGGAAGAUGUAACCCUGAAGAUUGCUUUUAUCCAGUAUCUCGUGGCCAUCAGCAAACAGGUAGAAAAUGAAAACAUCUGAGGAGAUUUAAUUUCUGGUGGUAUCUCCUGACUUUUGGAGCAAUCUUGAUACUAUCAACCCUUCAUCAAUGAGAUGCUUUUUUUUUUUUUUGGUCUAGGCCAGACAUUAAAAGGAGGAGUCUAAGUCUCAGUCCACUAGUAAUUGUGAUACCAGCAUUUCUGGAUUUUUCUAUUUUUUUCCCAAAUUUCAUUCCAUAUAUUUGGCUUCAUCAUUACUAUGAUUUCUGUUCCUAUAUGGUUUUAUAGGAAAUAUGCAAGCAAAUAUUAUCACUAGUCUUCAAGAGGAAAUUACGUUUUACGAUUUACUGGAUUAAUGGCGAUAUACAUCUUGUUGUCUCAUCAACUUGUAUUUGAUUUCUGAAUUUUAAAAUUUCUAACUUAAUCUUGACAUUUUUCUUGGUCACAUAUAUCUUGAACAUUUUUAAUUUUCUGUAAUUGUUAGGUAAAUGGCAAUUUUUUUGAUAUACUACAUUUCCCCUACUGAAUAUUUUGACCACUUUUUAUACAUGAAGAAUUCUUAUGCCAGCUUAUAUCCAUCCUACUUAUGCAGACAAAAAGACAGGCAAUAAGAGCUUCAAAUUAUAACUUAGAUUUUGUAAAACACUAAUAAAGUAGGCUAUUUUAUCAGGGAGCCCAAGGCCAAUCAUGGGUAUCUACUUAAUAAUUUCAUUAGUUCCGUGUGGGCUCAAUUCAAAGCAGUCACCAUUGGCAUAAUCUGUACUGGAUAGAAAGAGAAGACUUGUGUCUGGUUGAAUUAAUUCUACAUGUGAAGCCUAACAGCAGUCCCUUCACUGAGCUUCUCAUUUGGGAAAUUGAAAAUAAGGGUUUUUUUCUAUAGGAGGAGUUUGGAAGUGGAGGCAUAGAUAUGUCUUUGGUACUUUUUGAAACUCUGGUCUAGCAAUAUGGACCCUAUAUCCAUUAUCAGUAUACUCAGAUUUUAAGACAAGAUUCAGUCAUCAAAACAGAAGGCUGGAUUUGUAGUGACUGGGAAAGAAACCCUCUCGAUUUGGAUAAGGUGUUGUGUGGGCAGAUACAUAUUAACAAGGGGAAGCUAAAAACAUUAGGGUGUUUGUUGCUCCAGAAGAUGCAGCAAGAGGUACAGGGGCAGUGAAGGAAGCAUUCAUUUCAGGAGAAACAACAGAUGCUGCGGAGACCACAUCUUCUGACAUGAAAUGAAAGAACAGAGACCACCAACAAAAUCACUACAGCAUGCUUCUGUUACCCAGCCCUUCAUUAUCUGGAGGAACUAUUGGUUGACAAAAGAAGACCGAUUUUAUAGAACAUGAGUAUGAGUAUGUUGCUGAAAUCAAAGUAGUGGAUUCUACAGAUGCUGAGAGAUGCCACUAGGAGUCCGUAGGAGCAGAUUCCAAUUUGACUAAAACAGGCUGGAAGACUGCUUUCAUCUGUUAAUUGAAAAUUAAGUCUAGAAAGGCGAGUUCACUGAAACUGGAAAAAACUGUGAAUGGAGUUGUGUUGUGAGUGUGCCUAAAUUAAGGUAGGCUUUAUUCAAAUGCACCCAUGAUGUGAACUGGUUUUCAUUAUAGAUGAGUGAACUGCUGGUCAGCUACUAUCUACGUGGCUGUGCAUACAUACAACUUUUUCAUCGUUUCAUAUUGAAUUAUUCUAUAUAUUUUAAUUCCAAGUUUAUUUAUUGUAUUUUUCCAAUUAUUUAUUUCAAGUGUGUUUAACACUAAAUUAAUCUACUUUGUUUUUCCUUCCUGUGCAAUACCUAUAAUGGUGCUGUGUCUUAGACAUACAAUUAGAAUAUACAUAUGCAUUUUCUUUGGAAAAGGGAUAAUAUACCCCCCCAUAAUGUACAUGGAUCUAAAACCAGGUGCUAUGUGUAUAUCUUGAGUUUUAAUUUGUUGAACCUUAAUUUGUUGAAUUUUCUGAGAGCUUACAGCUCAUUCAUCUGCUACUCGUUAAUAUACUUGAAUUUGUCAUAAAGUUAAACAUUGUAGGCUUUUUCAAGGAUUACUUUUAGAUAUUAGUUAAUAGGCUUUGACUAUUUUUUUCUCUGAUAAUCCAGGAGUAUUUAACAUUUUAAUAUUUUCUGAACUUUUUGCUGAUGAUUAUCAGUGUAUUUUCUUUGAGCUUAUACUUUCAUAUAUAUAAGAUUCAAUUAUCUUAUUUUUGUUAUAAAUUCUGUUCAUUUAAGUCCACAGAAUAUGUGGUACAUUCUUUCUUACAAAUUGUAUCCUUGGGGACUUUUCUUUUUCUGAAUUCCAUUAAUAGUAUGUUGGUUUAUUCCUGUUUUGAGAAUUUGAGUUUACUUGGAUGAUUUGAGGAGAGAGUGGAGAUAUUAUGUUGUAGGAUGGGUAUUACAAGUAGAAUUCAUACAGUUAUUCAAGUUCAUCUUCUGUAACUGAGUUAUAUGGCAAUCUGCCUUUAUCCUAAGUAAAGAAACAGAGCAAUGUCUAGAUGGGAUGAGCAUCUCACUUUACUGGAUUAUUGACCUUCUAUCACCUUCUCACACUGCCUCAUCUCUUGUAUACAUGUGAGGCAAUAAAGAGCAACAACAACAAAAAAGCUGACUUCAAGUAAUACAACACCUAAUAAAGGGGAGAUUUAGCAGUUGCCUAAAUCCUUUAAUAAAGACAAAGUAGAUAAGUUAAGUCCCAGAGUAGGGUGGGAACUUUUCCCUAAAUAAUUUUGUAGUUUCCGGGUCUCCUGUAUCAUUUUCUUCCAUUCCAACACAUGUGUUUAUUGCUACAUAGAUGUUUGUGAUGCUCACAUCUGGAAAGAAUUAUCAGGUUUCCUGAAUUACGUUGUUUGGAUUCUAGCCAAUGUUGGUAUGUAUAAAAGUCAGAUUGAAUCCCUGUCUUAAAUUUUAUAUCAAGAUGAGUAAUUUCAGUUGGAAACUUUCCUUUUAAGAUCUGACUUCAGUUGAUAUGAUUCAGCCUUUGGAAUCUAAAGAAAAAAGAAUUCAUGAGUUUGUUCACUGUUCUUUCCUACUAAAGGUAUUGCCCAUUUCCCCUCUAACAAUAGCAGAAAUAUAGCCAGUCUUAGACUUUAACAAUUUUCAAGUUGUGAUGGAAGUGAUUUAAUGACUUCAAAGUAAUCCCAUAUGCUUAUUUCCUUAUCUCUUAACAUUGCUGAAAAUUUAAACUCUACACAGUGUAGAAUGUGAUUAUCUUAAGAUGUGUUAUCUGUAAAAGCUGUCAUUUGAUACUGGAUUAUCAAAUAAUUUUAUAAAUAUAUUCUAGAAGUAAAAUUUAGCUUUUUUUUGCAGUCUUUCUCAUUUGUUGAGAACCUGUGAUAUACCUCCUUUGUCAACAAGAUGGUGUGAAAGUAAUUUGAAUUGCACAACUAAAUUAGGUCUUUGCUGUUGCACUAUUUUUUUUUACUUUUGUAAAUAUUUUUUUAAUUUUUGUGCAUUUGUUUUAUUUAUGUUUUCCUGAGUUAAAUCAUCUUUUUGAAGUAGAUUGUUGGCUACUUCAGUUUUAUUUCUUUAGUGAAUAUGCAUAUACACUUAUGUAUAUUAGUUAAGUUGCAACUUGAGUAUUUAUAACUUUAGUUUAUUUCUACACUACCUUCAUAUUUUAGUGAGUAACAUGAGAUCUUAUAGAUAAUCAUCCUAUCUUCUAAACAGGAUACUCUUUUUUGACAAACAUGCAAAAAGCAUUUGGUUUACUACUAAAAUUAAACCGUUCAUAAAAUUACAUAAGGUCUAAAUCUCUGUGAUCAAAAUACUUAAAGUGUUUCAGUUAAACUUGUAUAAUGUUUAUUUUUCUAGAAAUAUAUCAGUAUUUACAAAAAAAUAAGAAGAAGCACUAAUUUUCAAAAUAACAUUUUAAUUUUCUGAACAUUGGUAAUAAUAUUCUGAGAAUGAAAUUUCUGAGUUACAUGCUUAAAUUUUUCAACACAUUCUCAGAAUAAAUUGUCAGAUUUGCUCCUAAUUCUUGUUCUUAAGCUAUCUUUCACAGCUGCCUCUACCUUCUCAAGACAAAACACUUUUUAUUGGUGGUGUUUCCCAGUUUUCCUUUUUAACAUUCUAGUGUAAGGAAUGGACUCCUUUACACAAUUUUCUUUCACAGAAUAUUACACAAGCUUAAAGAGGAGAAGUAGAGAAGAAUUGAACUUAUAUCUCUUGUGCCCAGGUACUUCAGAAUGAUUGUGAUGAUUAAAUUGUUCAUUUAUUAAUUGAGUGGCAAAGGAGCAUUAAAUUUAUUUGACUACUAAAAGUUUCAAGAAAUGAGACAAAUGAAUGGUAUAACUGAAGCUGUAAUCCAUUGUGCUGAACAAAACCAUGUUUAUUUUUAUGACACUGUAGAACCUGAUAAAAACAGAAAAUUCAUUCAGACAAGCAAACCCAGAAUAGCAACAACUUAUCACAAAGAUAAGGAAGGCUGAUAAAGCCAAAGCUCAUUUAGGAGAAGCUAAAUUGAAGUAUCUAUAUCCAAUCUAAUGGUGAUAAUACUCAAGGAGUUAGCUACUUGCUCCAUGAAUUUGUCAAAAGGGAGUACUUGGAAAGUAAGAAAUCUCAUUAAACUUAGAGGGUAGUUCAAUAAUAAUUUUCUUUUUAAGAAAGGUAUGUUUUGCUUAACCAUAAUAUUUCACAACUUGUUCUUGUAAUAAUUAAACUAUUUUAGAGAUAUUUUUCAGUGUAUUUAAAUUCAGAUUAUCUAUGUUAUGUUUUACAAUUAUUUAUUUUCAAAACACCAUAUAGGAUAUAUUGUCCCUACUUUGUUUGCUUUCUAUCUUACCUCAUUAAACUAUUUAAGAUUUCAUGCCAUAUUCUAAUGUGGAGUAUAAUGGCACAAGUGUUUUGUAAUUCCUCAUGGGUAUAGUGCUUUGAAGAUCCCUGUAGAUUCAGAAUGUAUAAUGAACUUGUCAUUUACCUCAGCAAUAAAGGAUUUGACCUUAAA